Molecule: messenger RNA, 1329 nt
Organism: Acyrthosiphon pisum (pea aphid)
Lineage: Eukaryota; Metazoa; Arthropoda; Insecta; Hemiptera; Aphididae
Product: putative malonyl-CoA-acyl carrier protein transacylase, mitochondrial
Exons: 3
Coding region: 288-1184 (298 amino acids)
Molecular function (GO): transferase activity
Source: RefSeq, a predicted model, not a curated record
UUUAUUCUGUGAUAUCACUAUAAUAUUUUACACACGGAUUAUUAUUCAGUUUUAGUGUCAAUGGUCAGUUAAAUCUCUUUUCUGUGGUGGUCAAUACUUAGUAGAAUAGACAAAUAGACAAUAGUCAAUAGUAGAUCGCUUGAGUAUUUGUAUAUUUUGAUAAUUUAUAUAUUAAUUUCCAUAACUUAAAUGGUUUAACUUGUUUGUGUGUUCGAAUGUUUUUAGUUCUUACUCCGUUUUAUUUUUUAACUUUUGGUUCGGUUUGAAGAACAUAUUUUAAGAACACUAUGGUGUCCAUUGUAAAGUGUCAGCAGUGGUACUGCUGUUUUCGAAAGAUGUCCUCUAAACGUGUAAUAAGUACCUUAUACAGUGCUUCGUCAAAUUCGAAUUAUUCAAAUCACAGUACACAAAUAAGGCACAUGUCAGUCAUCGACAAUUCAAAAAACAUGAAUGAAACAAACAUAAAAAAAUUGUUGGAAGAUGGGACAGUUCCAGAAGAGUCAUCUGUUGUUGGAGACACUGAAAACUGGACAACAUCCCCAUACCCAAAAGGUUCAUAUGUACCCCACAAAAAUCAGUCUCAAGCGCAGCACGCUCUACGACCAAAGGUGGACCCCAAGGAAACGUCAAUACUGAUGUUUCCCGGCCAAGGUACCCAGUUUGUGGGUAUGGGAAAAAAUCUGUUAGUGUUUCCUCAGGUUGUAGAGAUGUUCAAUGCGGCAAGUGAAAUACUGAAGUAUAAUCUGUUGAAACUUUGUUUGGAAGGACCAAAAUCUAAACUGGAUCAGACCAUCUAUAGUCAACCAGCCAUUCUUGUGUGUUCUUUGGGUGCCAUUGAGAAACUAAAAGAAGAACAACCUAGUGCCAUUGAAAAUUGUAUGGCUGUUGCUGGUUACAGUAUUGGAGAAUUUGCUGCGCUUACAUUUGCUGGGUGUUUUUCUUUCGAACAAGCUGUUAGCUUAGUUAAAAUACGUGCUGAAGCCAUGCAUUAUGCGUCAGAAAUUGAACCAGGUGGAAUGGCAAACAUUUACAUAAAACCUGAUUCUAAAUUAAAUUAUGCUCUGAAAAUGGCCAGAGAUUGGUGUCUGGAUAAAGGAAUUGAAAAACCUGUUUGUUCUAUAUCAAACUAUUUGAAUCCUGAUUGUAAAGUAGUUGCUGGGCAUUUAGAAGUAAGGAGUAUUUAAAUUGAUUUUUGGAUAAAAAUCCUUAGUAUGAAAAAUAAUCCAUUUUUAACACGUUGACUGCCACCGGCCGCCGGCGAUCACACGAUUAUGCAUCAUCUGUACGCCAAGUAUAUUUUUCAGUGUCAUUCCAAAUUUGUAUAUUAUA